Messenger RNA from Polyodon spathula (Mississippi paddlefish), 3184 nucleotides. RefSeq names its product lysine-specific demethylase 9-like. The coding region runs from base 348 to 2690 and encodes 780 amino acids. The transcript has 7 exons. NCBI's taxonomy places the organism in Eukaryota, Metazoa, Chordata, Actinopteri, Acipenseriformes, Polyodontidae. The record is from RefSeq and is a predicted model, not a curated record. Gene Ontology annotation, cellular component: nucleus.
CUGAAGGUUUAAAUAGAAAGGAACAGUAUCGUUACAUCGAUUGUAAAUACCGGUACUUAGUAACUGCAAUGUGUUUGUACUGUAGCUCAUUUACAUAGCCCCCCCCUCUCCCCCAAGUUCGUAUGUCAGAGACUUAACAAACUGCGUGCAUUUGUGAGUGUUUCACCUCGGCUUCACCUUAUUAUACAAUAUUGCCCAGAGUACAUCACCAAUACGUAAAAACUACAAUCCCAUGAUGCGUUCUACAUACCGCAGGCGCAGUUAUAACGAUGUAAGGCUUUGAACUACAAUCCGCUUAGUGACCAUGCCUGCGAACUACAACUCCCAAGACCACCAGCAUUCUUGACAUGCGCCUUCUGCGUUUCGUGCUCUUUAAAUGUAUUUUCAAAAUGGCGGCUCAUGACGGUGUGGUCCGUGUAAAGCAACUGGAAGAAAAGGCAAGAGGCAGCCUGGAUAAAUUUAACAAAGAGAAGAAGAAAAAGAAAAAAAGGUCGUGUUCUCCGAACGGGGUGCGGGAGAAAACGGAGAAAGAAAUAAAAAAAGUGAAGCUACACCACCACCAUCGACAUCAUCAUCACUUACAACAACAACAACAACAACACAGUCAGCAGCAACACCACCAUCGCGACUACUCGCAGACUGAGCACUGCCAUAGCAACAGCAAGAAAGAGACUCUCCUGCAGGGCUCCCCGAGGAAGGUGGCCCAGGUAGCGGUGGUACAGACACAGACCCAAACUCAAACGCACUUACAGCAUCAGCCCAAGCCGCAGAAAGCGCUCCCUCCAGCAGCCCCGGCCCUGUUUACCUUCUCUCCACUCAAACUGCCCAAAGUGAAGCCAGUCCACGGCAAAGAGAAGCAUGCUCACAACCGGGAGAAAGAGAAGUACAAAGUGAAAAAAGAGAACAGCGAGGUUAACGCGAAGGAUGCCGUGAACAAAAUAAAGAAAGAGCCUCUGGAUGAAAACAGCAAAACGCAAGCAGAUAACGAGUACCUGAUAAAGAAGAUGAAGAAGAAAAAGAAGAAAAAACACAGAGAGGACGAGCGAGGCAAGCGGGUCAAGAUGUACAACAAGGAGGUGCAGACGGUGUGCGCUGGCCUCGCCUGCCUGGCCCCUGAUCCGCUGCAGGAGGGGCUAGCUGACGAUUCUGCACUCAAGUACCUUAAAAAAGAGCGGCUCUGCCAGUCCACCGUGGGCACAGCCGGGUUCCUGACGCCCAGCGGGGUGCAGAUACCCUACCUGUCCCACCACGACCAUUCCAUCCGCAGCACCUGCUUACAGACGGGCACAAAGUACGGGCGCUUCAUACACGAGGAGCACCAGCCCAACGGAGGGGCGUCUGUGCUCCAUGCUUACAUGGACGAACUCUCAUUCCUGUCUCCUGUGGAGAUGGAGAGCUUCGCAGAGGAGUUCUUGAGACUGACGUUCAGUGAAAGCCGGAAGAGUGCAGCCAAGUACGCCCUGGCCAUAGUGCACGGGGCCGCUGCCUUCCUGCCAGACUUCCUGGAUUACUUCGCUUUCAACUUCCCCAGCACUCCCGUCAAAAUGGAGAUCCUUGGCAAGAAGGACAUUGAAACCACCAGUAUCACAAAUUUUCAUUCUCAGGUUAAUCGCACGUACUGCUCGGGGACGUACCGGGCUGGUGCCAUGAGGCAGAUCAGCCUCGUCGGAGCAGUGGAUGAAGAGGUCGGGGAUUACUUUCCAGAGUUUCUUGAUAUGCUGGAAGAAUCCCCCUUUUUGAAGAGGACGCUACCAUGGGGUAGUCUGUCCAGCCUUCAGCUGCAGUGCAGGUCUCAGAGUGACGAUGGACCCAUUAUGUGGGUGAGGCCAGGGGAACAGAUGAUCCCAACAGCAGACAUGCCAAAGUCCCCCUUUAAACGACGACGGUCGAUGAAUGAAAUAAAGAACCUGCAUUACUUACCUCGAGCCAGCGAGCCCCGUGAGGUCCUGUUUGAAGACCGGACUCGGGCCCAUGCAGAUCAUGUGGGACAAGGGUUUGACUGGCAGAGCACAGCUGCGGUGGGAGUCCUGAAGGCUGUGCAGUGUGGAGAAUGGAGUGACCGACCUCGGAUAACCAAAGAUGUGGUUUGUUUCCAUGCAGAAGAUUUUACUGAUGUCGUACAGAGAUUACAACUAGACUUGUACGAACCACCUGUGUCCCAGUGUGUUCAGUGGGUGGAUGAUGCAAAACUAAACCAGUUGAGAAGGGAAGGCAUCCGCUACUCUAGGAUCCAGUUGUAUGAUGACGACAUUUACUUCAUCCCCCGAAACGUCAUCCACCAGUUCAAAACUGUGUCUGCUGUGUGCAGCCUGGCAUGGCACAUACGACUCAAGCAAUAUCACCCUGAGAGCGAGAGCUCCUCCAGCACGGAAUGUAAAAACAGCUGCACAGGAUGCAGUGAGCCUAAAGAAACCGAGACCAAAGUGUCGUGCCCGGCGUCAAAACCAGAACCUGAAGCUGUGGACGUAAAAUACCUUUUUUCUGUUCCAAAGCCACGGGUACAGAAACCACUAACCCAACAGCACUCCACAGCAACAGGGAAGGCAUACAAUCAACCAGUAAUGGCCCCCAAAACAGCAGCAGCUCCUCCUGUGGUAUUGCAGCCUGAAACUUUGUCACCGACAGUGCCUUCCCAUGACCUAGGCUCUCCACGACACCUUACAGCCUGCCUCCAACACUGUGCACAGUAGCUUGCUUGAUAUUGUAUAUUAUUGUACAGUAUAUUGUUUAUGUGAAGUUUUAUUGGGGGGCGGGCGUAUUUAAAAGUAAAUAAUUGCUAGGGGUUCUGCAGAGUGAUGAGAUUUCAUAAGCACAUGGCCCUUUUUAUACAGAUAUAUAGAGAACUCGGCUCAAACUUCCAUGCAGAAAUGAAAGGUGCUGUAGUAUGUCUAAUAGUGCUCUAUUUUCAAACUGAAGGCUCGAGCCUGACCAAGCUUUUGUAGAAUGUAGCACCCACUUCAUGGGAGAAUGUUUGAAUAGAUGGUUUCAUAUUGCAUGAAGUCUAAUCAAGAGUUUUCAGUAUACUUGCAGUACCAAGUAAAAUGAAAGCUAAAGCCAUGGGUCAGAGACACUUUGGUUUUACAUUAGUAGGAUCAUGUACUGAAAGGUGUACAGUGCCGUGAAAAAGUAUUUGCCCCGUCUGAUUUUUUUACAUUUUUUUCACAUUGAAUUUGGUCAGAUCUUU